AUGGCGCAGCGGCAACCGCAGCAGGCACCCGUACGCAAGCGCAUAACGCCACAAUUGGUUCACCCUUUAGAUCCGGGCGACGCCUCGCCCGCCGACGCCGCUGGGGCCGUGUCGUCAGCGGUGUCGGUCUGGCGCAUUGCGCCCGCCGUCGCGCCUGCAGACCCUGACGCAUUCUCUAAGCUGGGCCCAGGCAGGCGAAUAUAUGUGGAUCUGGAGGCUUGCGGCCACAUAGCGGACUGGCGGGCGCUGCUACGCAAGCGAGGCGUGAGCCUAAAGGCGCAGCAGCAGGGGGUGAUCGAGGCGCAGGAGCACCACCAGCAGCAGCAACAGGGCCAGCAGAAUCCACUACAGCCGGCGCCAACAGGCCUAGCCUCGCCCCGCGGAGCGGCCAUAAGCUCGGAUGAGGAAGGCGACGACGCGCGGAGCGACAGCGAAGGGAGCGGCAGCGGUGGCAGGGACGCGGAGCAGGGGUCGGCUGAGGAGGACGGGGAAGGCAGCGGCGACUCCAGCAGCGGGCAGGACAGCGACUCAGACCCGGCCGGCGCAGCGGCCGGCGGCGAGGGCGCUGGGGCCGCCGCCGCGGCAGGCGGCGGCGCCGGCGCCGACAAGGGCGGCCGGAAGCGGGGCAAGGGCGGGGGCGAGUACUUGAAGGAGGGCUUUGUUGCGUACGAUGACGACUUCAUUGAUGAUUCCGAGGUUGUGAUGUACAAGGGCAGCAAGAGGGCCAAGGCCAAGUACUCGGGGUUCUUCGUCAGCACGGUGUGA
This is a messenger RNA of Monoraphidium neglectum, 765 nucleotides long. RefSeq lists its product as hypothetical. The transcript has 5 exons. Bases 1 to 765 code for a protein of 254 amino acids. NCBI's taxonomy places the organism in Eukaryota, Viridiplantae, Chlorophyta, Chlorophyceae, Sphaeropleales, Selenastraceae. The record is from RefSeq and is a predicted model, not a curated record.